This is a messenger RNA of Cavenderia fasciculata, 1740 nucleotides long. RefSeq lists its product as uncharacterized. The record is from RefSeq and is a predicted model, not a curated record. NCBI's taxonomy places the organism in Eukaryota, Evosea, Eumycetozoa, Acytosteliales, Cavenderiaceae. The transcript is spliced from 5 exons. Bases 1 to 1740 code for a protein of 579 amino acids.
AUGAACAAUCCUGUCACUCUUUUGGUCCACUAUGGUACCAAUGCUACCGAGAUUGAAAUUAGCAAUGAGGCUACCUAUGCAAAGUUAAGUCAGAUCAUUGCCGAUCAUAGAAUGCUCCAGGUCCCUCCCAUCCUCAAGAUUAUACUCUAUCUGGACCCUCGACCCAACAACAAUGAUGCCAUUCGUGUUCCUGUUGAACAAUUACAAACAAUCUCCCUCCCAGACCGCUCACACAUCUAUGUCGAGGUUGAAGAUCAGCAGCAUCAGCAGCAGCAUACUAGCAAUCAGGGACAAGAAUUUCAUUUUUGGAAGCACCUUGCAAAUGCAAAGUUGGAUACAACAACCAACAUUCUUUCACUUCAAGAUGGGUGCGUGUUUCCAACAAGAGAACUUUCAUCACUUUACAUUAGAGAAUCAUAUGUUGAAUUGUAUGAUAUCAUAUCAGCAUUUGAAAAGCCUGCAAACCUCUACUUGGUCAAGGGCAACCCAGGCAUUGGUAAGUCAAUGUUCUUUUAUUAUUAUCUUUGGAGAAAGGUUCAAAAUCUAGAAACAUGUCCCAAGAAUAUUGUUUUUGACUUUGUUCAUCACAAUGCCAUCCUUUUCACAUUCAAAGACAAUCUUCCAACCGUGUAUGUAGGAAAUAGAGAUCAGUUUGCCAAUUUUCUUUUGUACCCAGACACAUUUUAUUUUGUUGAUGGUAUAACCCCAUUACCCAGUAAAUGUUUUGUUUUGUUUGCCUCCUCUCCAGACCGAACAAUAUAUGAAAAAUAUAUGAAAGAAAAGUUUUCUGCCUCAGUAAUACUCCCUAUUUGGACCUAUUAUGAGAUCAAGGGUUCAAUACCUAUUUAUUGUAAAGACGAUGAUAACAAUAGAGAAUCUUUUAUCAAUGAAACAUUGAUUCGUUUCCGUCGAUGGGGUGGAGUGCCAAGAUAUGUCUUUGAGAAAAUAUCGCCAAGCGAACAAAACACACUCCUUUUGGCAAUAUCUAGAUGUGGUGCUGCUUGUUUGAGAUCAGUCAAUCAACAAGAGUUAGAAGAACCUGGAAGUCACAAGGUUAUGCACCUUGAUGUGGUUCCUAACACAGACUAUGUGCAACAAAGAAUGGUAAUUGGAUCACCCUUUAUCAAGCAGAAAUUAUUUCAACGAUUUUACUGGAGAUGGACCAAUGAUCUUUUGGAUCAAAUGAAAACCUCAUCAUUUUUGUCCUCAUCGUUUGGAAGUGCAAUGUUCGAGCAACUCUCGCAUCAAACGUUGACAGUUGGCGGAACAUUCUUUUCUACAAAUUUAUAUACAUUGAAAUUGGAACCGAGCACACAAAAGGAAUUCUUUGACUAUAAUAUUCUCGAGUAUGACGAAAAUGUUUAUCUUAGACCAAACAACAGAGAUUUUGAGGCUGUUGAUUCAAUCAUCAAACCAAAGUUUUUGUUUCAGAUGACCGUAUCUGAUUCUCAUUCGAUAAAGUCCUCUGGUCUUCACAAUCUCUUGCAUUCUCUCGAUCCCAGUCACACAAAAGAUAUCUUUCUUUUCUUUGUUGUCCAAGAAAAAAACUAUUCAACUUUCUCUCAACAAUCCUAUGUCAAAACAGAGACCAAGAACAAAAAAACCAUCAAAUCGCGAGACGAUGAUAUAGAGAGAGUUCAUCAAUUUGCUCUCCAAAUGACUUUCAACUCUGUUGUCUCUCCAGAAACUUUGUGUCCAAUCGUUGAUGAAGAUGACAAGAUCAUCGUCCAUGAUGAAUAA